Messenger RNA from Impatiens glandulifera, 731 nucleotides. RefSeq names its product 60S ribosomal protein L28-2-like. Gene Ontology annotation, biological process: translation. NCBI's taxonomy places the organism in Eukaryota, Viridiplantae, Streptophyta, Magnoliopsida, Ericales, Balsaminaceae. Gene Ontology annotation, cellular component: ribosome; cytosolic large ribosomal subunit. Bases 119 to 547 code for a protein of 142 amino acids. Gene Ontology annotation, molecular function: structural constituent of ribosome. The transcript is spliced from 4 exons. The record is from RefSeq and is a predicted model, not a curated record.
AAUCAUUAUAUAAAUUCAUUUGGAGACCUAGGUCAGAAUUAGACGCAUCAAAUCUAUACAGAAGCCACCGGAGGCCGACGCCAUUAGAAGUUGAAUCUACUUUUCAGAAUCUUCAUCAAUGGCCACCGUACCAGGACCUUUGAUUUGGGAGAUCGUUAAGAGGAACAACUCAUUUUUGGUUAAGGAGUUCGGCAAUGGAUCUGCUGGUAUUCAGUUCAGCAAAGAAAGCAACAAUCUGUACAACCUCAACUCGUACAAAUACUCUGGAUUGGCAAACAAGAAGACUGUAACUGUUCAACCAGGAAAAGAUCUUUCUGUUGUCUUUGCAACAACAAAGACCAGGAAACAAGGAAAGCCUGCAAGUGUACUUAACAAAUCUAUCAUGAAGAAAGAGUUCCCUCAGUUGGUGAAGGUUGUUGAGAACCAGGUUGUAUCCAACUACUACAGGGCAGAUCUUAAGAGUGCUGCUUUUGCAAGGUUGAGUGCUGUGAAUAGGAGCCUUAAGGUGACCAAAUCUGGCCUUAAGAAGAGAAACAGACAGGCUUAGAGCUGGUGAAGUAAUGAAAUGGACCUUUAGUUGUUAUUUUCACUAUUUAUGAGACAUCAAAAUUUUUGUCAUUUGCUAUUUUCAUUCCAACUUUUAUUUUCUUGUUUGUGUCCCUACUAAACUGUUUUAAGUUCAUGUUUUGGAAUGAUUUUAUAUUUUAAAUUUCUGGAAAAUGUGUUCUUUA